This is a messenger RNA of Drosophila takahashii, 362 nucleotides long. RefSeq lists its product as uncharacterized. Lineage: Eukaryota; Metazoa; Arthropoda; Insecta; Diptera; Drosophilidae. The record is from RefSeq and is a predicted model, not a curated record.
UUCAAGAGGAUUAAGAUGCGUUUCCUAGUAGUUUUUGCCCUGGUGGCCUUUCUGGCUCUUUCGGUUGUGACAGCAUUUCCACCUACUAACAGUAGCAGUGAUCAAGGCAACUCUAACAAUCGAUCAACUAUUGGUCCCUUCCCCCGAUUUCCUCCGUGGUGGGGAAUUGGUCCUGUCAUUUUUAACACCACGACAUGGUAAUGACUUAAUGGAAACCAACUGCAAAACAUAUCACUGUGAACCCUGCAUAAACCUUUUUUAUUCUCUAAAAUAAAUUCACAAAAAUACUUGCUUGUAAAACUUUCCACUGAGACAAUUGUUCAAACACCAAAAGCGUAAAUAAAGAUUUCGUUUAAAAUCAA